Messenger RNA from Trichoderma gamsii, 993 nucleotides. RefSeq lists its product as hypothetical. NCBI's taxonomy places the organism in Eukaryota, Fungi, Ascomycota, Sordariomycetes, Hypocreales, Hypocreaceae. The transcript is spliced from 2 exons. The coding region runs from base 1 to 993 and encodes 330 amino acids. The record is from RefSeq and is a predicted model, not a curated record.
AUGGCUUCCACGACUUCCAACGCGGACGAAGCAUCCGAGCAGCCCAUCAGCUUCGAUCCCGUUCUCCGUCGCCGGGGCAAUAUCGCUCCGUGGCGUCAGACGCUGCAGGCUACCGACUAUCGUGUUAUGGGUGCUGCGGUCUGUUUAUCGGCUGAUGGUGUUCUCCUGUCUCCUGAAGAAAAAGCUGCCUUGUGGUGCUCUUUCAAUCAUCCUCCUGGCAUCCUAGUCCUUCACAGGUGGAGAAACGGCCGUCUCCCCAUCUCACAGCUCGCUGGAUACAACGGCAUGUAUGGAGACGCACUCGUCAAUUUCACAGAUACGGUUGUCUGUGAUAUCAUCCCUCAAGGGCUGCUCUUUGUUGCCAGCAAAUAUAAUUUGGCUGUCAAGCCCCUGCUUCCUAGGGACAUUAGCAACAUACUCCCGGGGCUUUCCACAGAUAUGGCCACGCUAUAUACCGAUAUACUAUCAAGAUGGGACGUCUCAGCUCCGGCCCCAAGGAUGAUCGGUCCCACUGAACUGGUCUUAGAAUACACCCGUAGCCACACACUGAAGAGUCUGAUCGAUACGAUUGUAGACUCACUUACUGUUCCUACUUUUCUGCCCAUUACGCGAAACAUGAUCAUCAAGACAGACGACGAGCAGGACAUCAUAGACGCACCCGCGACUAUUUUGGCCCAUGCGAUUCAAAUCCUCUUGUUCGCACCGACUCGUUGGAAUCCAGAUAUCGUCUACAGGCGUAACUCCAGCGAAUAUACCCACAGAUAUCCGACGCCUGCUGGCCAUGGCGGUAACAUCCGUACGGUUGCAGGGAAAUAUAGCCUCGAAGACCUGCACAGGUCCAUACUCCUGAUGUACCUCGCUAUAUUUCGACGUAAAUCGGACUUUAGGGGAUUUGACCGACAUCCUUCACAAUUGGAGGCAUUCUUGGGAUACUUUGACAUUCCGGCACGUGAGCCGAUCCCAGAUAGUAUAUCAACAUAUACCUACCCAUAG